UUGACACUCCUUUUGAAAGACCUCAAAAAAAACCCAAGCAUCGAACAAACACUCCUUGGUCAUUGGAGUAAUAGUUGUACGCUCAAAAACUCCGAAGAAAACAUAAGCUCAUCAAAUUCUCUCUCAACUUCCCCAUGGUUUACCUAACUUCGUGGGAUGAAUUCGUGGAGCGAUCUGUCCAAUUAUUUCGCGCCGAUCCUGAAUCUACUCGUUAUUCGAUGAAAUACAGACACUGUGAUGGAAAAUUGGUUCUUAAAGUUACCGAUAACAAAGAGUGCCUUAAAUUUCCCUUCUCAUUUCACCAACAUCAUGAUGGAGUGUGUGUCUCUAGCCUCAAGUUUACCUUGCUUAUCAAUGGCAUUAUAGUUGGAUAUUUUCUCUCUAAAAGGGGUUUGAGGCGAGGAGAUCGCCUAUCAUCGUUACUCGUUGUUCUUUGUAUGGAAUAUUUCACUCACAUCAUGAAUAUGUUGACAAUAUUGUUGGGAUAUAGUUCCAUCCUAUGUGUAAAGAGCUGAAAGUCAAUAACCCUAGCUUUGCAAUGAUCAACUUAUCUUAAGCAAGAGGGAUAAACUCUUUGCUAAGCCCUCGGGCAAAGCUAGAAUUCUUUGCCAAAACACGAAAUGCAUCUUUUUAAAAUAUUAGCUAUUAUGUGUUUUUAAUUGUUUGUUUUGAGCAUUACGUGAUUUGGAACUUUGUUGGUUUAUGUAAUUUGAAAUGUGGUUGUUGUAUCUAUUUAUACUUUAAAAAUCAAAAGACUUAACAAAUAUUUCGUUUCAGAUUUUGAAUGUUGGAAUACUUCAUAUAAUUGGUCGCACAAUUAGUACAAAAUAUAAGAACAAAGUUCCUUGUUAGUUAAAAAAUGAAUAAAUAAUUUUAUACGAAUGGACGAAAAUUGUAAAAUUUGUUUUGGACCAAAUCUAGAUGGGUCUGGGUCUAAAUUUUCCAUACCCUAUGGAUCUGGGUCCGGGUCUAGGUCCAUUAAAAAAUAGGGUCUGGAUCUGGUUCUAGUUGGACCUGACCUAGAUCCGACUCAUGCCCAUCCCUACAUCCGCUUUUUUCUCCAUAAUUUUCUGACUUACUCUUUCUUUACUUUUACUUUUUAUAACUUUACUUUAUUUACUUUUACUUUUUUUUUCUCUUCUGCCUUACUGUUCUACUGUUGGAAUUUUUUUAGCGUUGUACUUGUAUCUAUUAUUUAAAUCUAAUUAUCUUUUUACCAGUAUCUAUAUUUAGAUAAUUAUUUAGAGUAAAUUAUAACACCAAAAAAUACCCAU
Messenger RNA from Amaranthus tricolor (Joseph's coat), 1274 nucleotides. RefSeq names its product signal recognition particle 9 kDa protein. The transcript is spliced from 3 exons. Gene Ontology annotation, molecular function: 7S RNA binding. Lineage: Eukaryota; Viridiplantae; Streptophyta; Magnoliopsida; Caryophyllales; Amaranthaceae. The record is from RefSeq and is a predicted model, not a curated record. Gene Ontology annotation, biological process: SRP-dependent cotranslational protein targeting to membrane; negative regulation of translational elongation. Bases 135 to 515 code for a protein of 126 amino acids. Gene Ontology annotation, cellular component: signal recognition particle, endoplasmic reticulum targeting.